AUAGAGCAAACCAAUCUCCUCUCCAAUUCUAUAUCAAAUUUAUUUAUGUACCUCUCUUCCUUCUCUUCUUCUUUAUAUUGUUAACUCCAUCCAUCCUUUCUCUCAGUCUCUCAUCUCUUCCUCCUCCCGUUGCAUUAUUACAACAUGAGCUCCGUGUCGCGAGAGAUCAAUGGCUCCCGCCCUGCGCCUCUGAAGAUCCACAAGGACUCCCACCUCAUCCACAAGGCUUCCUCAUCCUCCUCCUCUUCUUCCUCCACCUCCACCUCCACCACCACCACCACCACCUCCUCUCACCAGCAGCAGCGCCACCACCCGGUCAUCAUCUACACCCACUCGCCCAAGGUCAUCCACACGCAGGCUCGCGACUUCAUGGCCCUCGUCCAGAAGCUCACUGGCCUCUCCCGUUCCGCCGCCGAUGACGACUCGUCCUCCCUCCCUCCUGCGCCCUCACAAUCGAAGACCUCACGCAAACACAAGGACGAUAACCGGGCUGCCGCAUCUGCUUCUGAUGACUCUUCCUCUUCAUCGGAGAAUUGCAUCAGCUUCGGGGGCGACGUGCAUGUCAGCUGUUCGUCGCUGGCUACUGUCGGUGCCAUAUCUCCGAUCUCCUUGGAGCAGCUCCCGCCGCUGAAUCCUUUCUUGUCGGAGAUGCCGCUGUUCACUCCCAACUCCUCCGAUAUCUUUUGCUCGUCGAGGUCAUUCUACAGAUAUCCGGAUCCUUCGCUGUUCUCUCCAUCCGUGCCCAACAUGGACAACGCUAUCUCGCCUUCCGUCAUGGACGCCCCGAACACGUAUCACGAAUAUUGAAAUCUUGGCAAAUAAGCAAGACGAUGCUCACAGAUAGAGAAUAACUCUCUCUCUCUCAGCUCUUAGUUCUUCUUUUUCUUUCCUUUUUAUCAGUUCAUUCGUCCAGCUCAGGCAGCUAAUUAAGCUUGCCCAAAGUUAGCAAAAAGAUUUAAUUAAUUCUUUGCAAAAAUAGUUGAGGAAGAGAAUUAAAACUUCGUUAAUAACAACAUUCAAUUAAUUCUUUGGCACAUUAGGAGGCUUAGAUGUCUAAGUCAUUGUUUCUUUCCUUACUAUGUUUACCUACCUAUAAUUCAUCAUGUUCGUUGGAUAGUACAUGUUCUUCUUGCAUGGCCUCUUGAAGGCCUCCUAUUUAACAAAAUGACUUCAAUCUUUAUCG
Musa acuminata AAA Group (dessert banana) is the source of this 1183-nucleotide messenger RNA. RefSeq names its product VQ motif-containing protein 8, chloroplastic-like. Gene Ontology annotation, cellular component: nucleus. Lineage: Eukaryota; Viridiplantae; Streptophyta; Magnoliopsida; Zingiberales; Musaceae. The record is from RefSeq and is a predicted model, not a curated record. The coding region runs from base 145 to 807 and encodes 220 amino acids. The transcript has a single exon.